AUGGAUUUCUCCAAGAUCACCUCCAUGGCCGAGAGCGCCCUCAAGGGCAACUCGGACAACAACAACAACAACAACAACAACAACGGUGGUGACAACAACAACUCCGGCUCUGGCAACUGGGGUGAAGUUGGCCAGGCCGCCAAGCAGGCCUACAGCGACUACGAGUCCAAGGGCAACCUCGACUACAAGCAGCUCGGCAACGUUGCCAAAGACGCCGCCGCGGCGUACAACUCCGAGUCCAACAAGAGCGACCUGGUCGGCAUUGGCAAGAACAUUGCCGCAGGCUUUUCUGGCCACGGCAGCAGCAACAACAGCAACAACAACACCAACAACAACAACAACACCAACAACAACACCAACAACAACACCAACAACAACAACAACAACGACAACAACAACAGCAGCAGCAACUUCGGCGGCAACAACAACAACAACAACAACUCGAGCAACAACGACAACUUCGGCUCCAACAACAACUCGGACAGCUACGGCUCCAACAACAACUCCAACUCGGACAACUUUGGCUCCAACAACAACUCGGACAACUACGGUUCGAACAACAACAGCAACAACAACAACAACAACAACGACAACAACUACUAA
Messenger RNA from Sporothrix schenckii 1099-18, 603 nucleotides. RefSeq lists its product as uncharacterized. Bases 1 to 603 code for a protein of 200 amino acids. The record is from RefSeq and is a predicted model, not a curated record. NCBI's taxonomy places the organism in Eukaryota, Fungi, Ascomycota, Sordariomycetes, Ophiostomatales, Ophiostomataceae. The transcript has a single exon.